Messenger RNA from Paramecium tetraurelia, 1710 nucleotides. RefSeq lists its product as uncharacterized. Gene Ontology annotation, biological process: calcium ion import across plasma membrane. Gene Ontology annotation, molecular function: high voltage-gated calcium channel activity. The record is from RefSeq and is a predicted model, not a curated record. The transcript is spliced from 3 exons. NCBI's taxonomy places the organism in Eukaryota, Ciliophora, Oligohymenophorea, Peniculida, Parameciidae. Gene Ontology annotation, cellular component: voltage-gated calcium channel complex; membrane.
AUGUCUGACAUCACAAAGGCUUAAGUGGAAUUUAUGAAGAUCUCUUAGAUCAUUAUCAAAGAUUUUCCAUUGUAUUCUUCGCCUCCUACAUCAACAAUCAGAAAAUUUGCAUCUGAUUUAACAAACAAUAAUACUGUCUAAAAAGUUAUGUUUUGUUUAUUAUUACUUGAUUUAAUUGUGCUAUUGCUAUUCUUUUCAGAUAUGGAUGACACCUUUUUCAGAGCAUUAAAUAAUACUCAUAAUAGUUUAACUUACAUUUACAUUUUGUGGAAUAUCUUUUUAUUUUUAGCCUUAGGAGUCAAUAGAUUUUUUGAUAAUUAUUGGAGAAGGUUCUACUUUUUCCUGAUCACAAUUGCCAUAAUUGAUAUUAUUGCUGAUUUUGAAUCUGACUGGGCAUUGGCUUAUUUUAGAUCAUCUCCAUCUGAUUCAGGAUAUCAAUUUCUUAGAUUAUUCUUUGCUCUUAGAUGUUUGAGGAUUAUAUUGAUUUUCUAAGGAUUGAUAAAUCUACAGAGAUUAAUGAGAGUUAUGGUAUUUGCUUUACCAUUUUUGGGCAAGAUCUUUAGUUUAUUGAUAAUUACAAUGUAUAUUUUUGCACUGUUUGGAUGUCAUUUGUAUGGCCAAUUAGAAAAAGGAUAAGUGAUGGAUGAUCAAAUCAAUUUCCAGAACGUUGCUCAAGCCAUGCUCGCUCUAUUCAAAUGUGCAUCAGGAGAUGAUUGGAGAACUAUAAUGACUGAUACUAUGUUCUAUAAUCCCUAUUGUGCUGAAGAUGAAAUCUAUUGUGGAAGUAUUUAUAAUUAGAUAUACUUCUUCCUGUUUAUGUUAUUGUCAAAUUACGUUCUGUUAAAUUUGUUUGUCUUAGGUUUGGUGGAACAAUUUGAGUAAUUCUUUAUGCUUCAGAAUUCAAUGAUCCAGACUUAUGUUGAAAAUGUGGAUAAGAUCAAAACCAUCUGGUGCAAGUACUCUUCAGAAACCCAAGGCUAAGCUAUGCACUAUAAAUUUUUGUGUCGUUUCUUGAUGGACAUUGGAAAACCUUUGGGUGGUGGAAAAGAUGAGAAUUUGUGGGAUGUUGGCAAAUUGGCAUCCUCAUUUAAAUUGCAAUGUGAUCAUUUUGGAUACAUCCAAUAUAAUCAAUUAAUGUAUGAGUUAUUCCGAGUCUGUUAUCAUGUUGCAGUAUUCAAAAAUGGCUCUUCUUCAUCCAUUAAGAAGAUCAAGUAAUUCAACAAGGAGAUGCAACUUCGAUUGAUGUAUUAUAGAAGAAACAGAUUUCUGUAGAGAACCAACAUUAGUCCAAUUCUACAUUUGAAAGCCAAUUUCAAUAUAUUGCAUGAUUACUUGACAGUUCUCAUCAUGUACAAGGCUUGGGAGGCCUUCUCUAAGAAAUUAAUUAAGAAAUUAGCAAUUAAAUAGAAUCAAUUCACUGAACAAGAUUUAGAUGAGCAAGACUCUUCUAUCGAUCAAAAAACUAUGAAUAAUCAAUAUAUUGAUUAAGAUUGCAAUGAAUUUCUAUAGGAGGACGUUGCACAAUAAGUUUUAUCAAGGGAACAGGUUCAACCGGAAAAUAUACAUCAAAUCACUAAUUGUUCAGAUGAUGGUCAUUCUAAGAAAGAGGACAUCCCUGUUUACAAAUGGCAAAGUGAUUAGCAAUCAGGAGGACUAUAUGAACGAGCCAUCAUUUCUCCAGAUUAAUCUUUCAAAAAGAGGAAAUAUUGA